UUAUCUUUAAAUGACAUGUGUAGAACAACGAUGUCGUUACCAAUGUUAAGACACUGUUGUGGCUGCCUGUCCUUGGAAAAAGGAUGUUUCAUACUUGGCGUUUUUUCUACAUUAGCCUGCAUAGCAGCUAUCAUAGCUGGAUCCUGGAGCCUACCGCGACACAGGGAGAGGGAGCAGGAAGAUAACCUGAUAUCGAUGACGCUAGUCAUGUUCUCAACUCUGUCGGGUAUCAGUAACGUCGUUGUGUUGGUUGGUGUUGGAAUGAGGCGACCAAGCUGCUUGCAACUUACCUUGCUGUUUAACUCCGUGUUCAUCUUGUGCAUCUUUUUGGUCGCGGUGGUCACGUGUCUGUUCAGUCCUGAACUCGCGCCGUUCAUGUCUAAGCCAGGGAAUAUUGCUUUGGUUGUGGUCAUGAUCAUUCUUGGUGCUGGAUAUUCCGUUUAUUAUCUGAUAGUAGUAAAUAGCGUUUGCAGGAAGAUGAAGAUGAGUUACAGUGAAACAGCUCUGCCUAUGUGAAAAACGUCCCAGACUGUAACUAUUGUGAUUAAAUAUGCUUUCUUAUAACACCAUGAAGGGGUGUUCUGUCAACGUAGUCACGCGAAUGUUUGUACCGCGCGUACACUGAAAUACUCUAUUGUACACUCGUUUGUACAUACGUACAUGUCAGUAGAAAAUAUUUGUACGUGUAUUUGAAAUUAAUAAGCGUGUGUACUUGGAUGCCUGUCUUUAAUUAUUAUAUAAGUUAGAUUUUGGGUGUUAUUUUGUACCUAUAUUUGUUAUAUGAAUAAAGCAUUUUAGACGUA
Melitaea cinxia (Glanville fritillary) is the source of this 803-nucleotide messenger RNA. RefSeq lists its product as uncharacterized. The transcript is spliced from 5 exons. Lineage: Eukaryota; Metazoa; Arthropoda; Insecta; Lepidoptera; Nymphalidae. The coding region runs from base 16 to 516 and encodes 166 amino acids. The record is from RefSeq and is a predicted model, not a curated record.